Messenger RNA from Ochlerotatus camptorhynchus, 1413 nucleotides. RefSeq lists its product as uncharacterized. The record is from RefSeq and is a predicted model, not a curated record. Gene Ontology annotation, molecular function: nucleic acid binding. Gene Ontology annotation, biological process: DNA integration. The transcript has a single exon. The coding region runs from base 1 to 1413 and encodes 470 amino acids. Lineage: Eukaryota; Metazoa; Arthropoda; Insecta; Diptera; Culicidae.
AUGUUUGCCGAACGUUUAGUGAUUCCGACCGAUUUCCGGAUGCGUUGCCUACACCAUCUCCAUCCUGGUCAUCCGGGUAUCCAGCGCAUGAAAGCGAUUGCGCGCAGCUUCGUUUACUGGCCGUCUAUCGACUCGGUUAUCGCUGCGCAUGUCAAAGCGUGCCGUCACUGCGCAGUUGCAGCCAAGAGUCCGCCCAAAGCACCGUCGCUGGCGUGGCCCAAGUCAACGUAUCCAUGGCAGCGCGUCCACAUCGACUACGCUGGGCCUAUCGAAGGAGAGUACUUCCUGCUUAGCGUCGAUUCGUACUCGAAAUGGGUGGAAAUCGUCAGAACCAAGUCGAUAACAGCCACUGCAACCAUCGAAAUCCUACGAAGUCUCCUCGUUCGCCUUGGUAUGCCAGAAACGUUAGUCAGCGACAACGGUACGCAGUUCACCAGUGCCGAGUUCGCACAAUUCUGCCUCGAGAACGGUAUCGAUCACGUGACAACUGCGCCGUUUCAUCCGCAGUCCAACGGCCAAGUUGAGCGUUUCGUGGACACCUUCAAGCGAGCGGACAAAAAGAUUCAAGAGGGGAGAAGAACAAUUCAGGAAGCACUGGACACUUUUCUGUUGACCUACCGAACCACACCAAACCCGUCAGCACCACAAAGCAGAUCUUCGUCCGAAGUAAUGUUUGGGCGUAGAAUUAGGACCAGUCUGGACUUACUCCGACCACCAGCCGUUCGGGAAACGACUUCUCAACUAGAUUCAAGGUUGUUCAGUAAAGGUGAUCUAGUAUACGCCAAGGUGCACUCUACCAAUUCUUGGAGAAGGGCAUCAGGAGUGAUUCUGGAGCGAGUGGGACAGGUGAUGUUCAACGUGUGGGUUGAAGACAGGCGCAUGAUUCGGUCGCACAUCAACCAGCUGCGAAGCCGAACGAACGCCGACAGUAAGUCAACGUUUGGCUCGAUUCCGUCCAAGACAGACAAGCAACAGUUGCCUCUGGACAUCUUACUACGAGCCUGGAACCUGCACAAGCCAACCCAGCCACAACUACCAGGUCCAUCCACAUCACCGAGACCAUCACCGUCACCGGUUGCACAAACGCCAUCAACACUCGAAACGCCGGCUGAGCAUUCGACGCUACAGCAAGUCUUGUCAUCCACGCCAGCUUCUCCGAGCCUAGUUUGGGUUACUCCGGAAUCGACAACAGACCUUGGUCAGCCGUCGUCUACGUCCGUAGUCCCAUCGUCCUCUACAACAAGCCCUGUGCCACUUACAUCAGCAGAAACCGAAACAGCUGUCAGGUACCUCGCCGCUCUUCACGUCUACGAAGACCGCCGAUUAGGUUCGACCCGUACCAGCUGUAUUAAGAGGGGAGAUGUUGGGAACAUGGACAUCCUCAACGAUCGCUACCAACACCAACACUGCUGA